Messenger RNA from Culex pipiens pallens (northern house mosquito), 579 nucleotides. RefSeq lists its product as uncharacterized. NCBI's taxonomy places the organism in Eukaryota, Metazoa, Arthropoda, Insecta, Diptera, Culicidae. The record is from RefSeq and is a predicted model, not a curated record. Bases 1 to 579 code for a protein of 192 amino acids. Gene Ontology annotation, molecular function: odorant binding; olfactory receptor activity. Gene Ontology annotation, cellular component: membrane. The transcript has 4 exons. Gene Ontology annotation, biological process: sensory perception of smell.
AUGACGCACUCGGCAGAGAUUUAUAAUUCAGCGGUCUUGGGAACCGAGACCAACUGUCACCGAACGUUCUGGAGGAUUGAUUUGAAGGACGUUUGGGCAAAGUUCGGUGACUGCGUGCAGCUGCACAUCGAGUUCCUAGCUAUGCUGAACCGAAUUCGACCGUUUUUGAAUGCCACCUUCUUGAUCGUGUACUACUCAACGGUGAUGAGCCUGUCCAGUGGUGCCAUCUACGUGUCUCAGAUGAAGACCAUCACGGUAUUUUCGUUAAUUACACUCUACUACUGUGUUUGGAUUUCCUUCGAAUGUGCCACCUUGUCGAGGGCGGUUAGCAUUCUAACGGAUACGCACGAAUCCAUCGGCUGGGAAGUGUACAACCUGGACUGGCCCGAAAAGCUCGAAUGGGAUGAACAGUUCCAGGAGGAGUACCGCUCCGUUCGAGCGACGAUGCUGAACGUGAUGGUCGUGGCGCAGCAACCCUUGGGUUUGAACUGCUUUGGCUUCUUCGAGUUCACCCAGGAUCGGUUCUACGAGCUGCUCAACAUGGCAUGUACGGCGGUGAACACAUUGGCCUUAACUUAA